Messenger RNA from Colletotrichum spaethianum, 774 nucleotides. Its product is annotated as bromodomain-containing protein 1. The coding region runs from base 1 to 774 and encodes 257 amino acids. The transcript has a single exon. Lineage: Eukaryota; Fungi; Ascomycota; Sordariomycetes; Glomerellales; Glomerellaceae. Gene Ontology annotation, cellular component: NuA4 histone acetyltransferase complex. Gene Ontology annotation, molecular function: protein binding. The record is from RefSeq and is a predicted model, not a curated record.
AUGAUUACUCCUAGCAGCGUAUCGUCACGGCUGGCUCACAAACGCAAACGUCAAGAUACCCCGACCGAGCCGCUGCCUCUGCCCACGGCACCCACUCAUGUACUAUGGACGAGACAGUUUGGUCGUGUAAGCGCCGCCGCUCUCGAUCAAAUCAGCGCCCACAGGUUUGCGAAUCAGUUCGCAAACCCGAUUCGCGAACGAGACGCACCUGGCUACAAGACGCUUAUUCUGCAGCCGCAGGAUAUCAAGUCCAUCCGCGCAGCCAUCACUCAUGGUAAUCGAGCAGCUACUGAGGCCGCCAAGGCUCUACCUGACGGAGAUCCAGGCACUGGCUCUGUUCUGUUGCCAAUCAGCGACGAUUUGGUGCCGCCAAAGAGCAUCAUCAACAGCGCCCAACUUGAGCGAGAACUAGUUCACAUGUUCUCAAACGCGAUCAUGUACAAUCUUAACCCCAGCCGCGGACCGGGCCCGGCCUUCAUGAAGGGUGGUACUGCAGCUGAUGGUGCCGAUGUGGUGGGAUACGAGGUCGACGAGGACGCUGUCGUCCGUUCUACAAGGAUGAUGUCCAUGGAGGUUGAGAAGAUCAUCGGCGAGCUCCGUAACGCAGAGAAGGAACGCACGGGUCAAGCGCCAUCCAAUUCCGGCAACACGAGGCCGGCGAGUGUCGCUACCGGCGAAGACACGCCGAUGGCGGAGGAUGAUGUUGACGAGCUGGCGGGUGAUGUCGAUAUGGGGUCGACGACGAGGAGAAGACGCGUGGGCACGAGGAACUAG